Morus notabilis is the source of this 1574-nucleotide messenger RNA. RefSeq names its product aldose 1-epimerase. Gene Ontology annotation, biological process: beta-D-galactose catabolic process via UDP-galactose, Leloir pathway; glucose metabolic process. The record is from RefSeq and is a predicted model, not a curated record. Gene Ontology annotation, molecular function: aldose 1-epimerase activity; carbohydrate binding. Lineage: Eukaryota; Viridiplantae; Streptophyta; Magnoliopsida; Rosales; Moraceae. The coding region runs from base 212 to 1225 and encodes 337 amino acids. The transcript is spliced from 5 exons.
AAAAAAAUAGCAUGAAAAAACUCGGAUAAAAAAUAGGGAAAAAAGGGUAACGGCUUCGUUCAAUUUGUCGCGCAAGCAGAUCAAAUCGGAGCGCUUCUCUUCUCGCUCCCACUUUCUUCCUUACUCUUUACAUUUAUCUCGCGGAUCGUAAAACAGAGAGCACAGAAUCUCUUUCCUUCCUUUUUUUUUUAAUCUGCAAAAAUAAUUAAAAAUGGCAAAUCCGAACCAGAAAGCCGAAAUCUUUGAACUCAGCAAUGGAACAAUGCGUGCCUUGAUCACGAACUAUGGCUGCACCAUCACAUCCUUGUCUAUACCCGACAAAGAUGGAAAAUUGGCUGAUGUGGUCCUAGGAUUCGACACCCUUGAACCGUAUUUGAAUGGUUCAGCCCCUUAUUUUGGCUGCAUUGUUGGUCGGGUGGCGAAUAGGAUCAAAGAUGGGAAGUUUACUCUCAAUGGAGUAGAAUACUUUUUGCCUCUCAACAAACCUCCAAACAGUCUUCAUGGUGGAAACAAGGGGUUUGAUAAGCAGAUAUGGGACGUUGUUGAAUACAAGCAAGAUGAGAAAAUCACUUUCAAGUAUCACAGUCAUGAUAGCGAGGAAGGUUAUCCAGGAGAUGUGACCAUCACUGCAACUUACACACUUACAUCGAGCACAACAAUGAGGCUUGACAUGGAAGCAGUGCCUGAAAACAAGCCCACUCCAAUCAGCUUAGCCCAGCAUACCUAUUGGAACUUAGCUGGCCACAACUCAGGGGACAUACUGGACCAUUCAAUCCAGAUAUGGGCAAACCAUGUUACCCCUGUGGAUCAGAAUACUAUUCCAACAGGUGAAAUUGUGUCAGUUAAAGGGACGCCCUUUGAUUUCACUUCUGAGAAGAGGAUUGGCAAUGAUAUUCAGCAGGUCGGCAUUGGAUAUGAUCACAACUACGUGCUCGACUGUGGGGAAGAGAAGUCUGGCUUGAAACGCGCUGCAAAAGUCAGGGACCCUUCAAGCUCAAGGGUCCUCAACUUAUGGAGCAAUGCCCCUGGAAUGCAGUUCUACACAGCAAACUAUGUCGAUGGCGUUGUGGGGAAAGGUGGAGCUGUUUAUGGAAAGCAUUCAGGGCUUUGUUUGGAGACACAGGGUUUCCCGAACGCAAUAAACCAGAAAAACUUUCCCUCUGUUGUUGUCCAACCUGGUGAGAAGUACAAACACACCAUGUUGUUUGAGUUUUCAGCUGAGUGAAGUGUGAAGUCUUUAAGAACCUGGUCUUCCAAGAGGAGUAAAUAUUGGAAUAAAGUUUGGACUUGCUGUUCUUGCUGCGAAGUGGUUGGAAGAUACAUGAUGUAUCCCCUAAAACAGUGUUAUGAGAUACUUGUGUUUAAAUAUAUCAUCAAGGUUCUUUUCUUUUAUGAUUGCUUUUUGGUGAAAUUUAUUGUUAUACAAGUACAAUAAGAGAGGGUUUAAGUAUCUUGAAUAGAUGCGUGCCCUUUUACAAAGUAAGAAAAAUUAGUCCAAAGAACUGCGACUAUAUUUACCACAUUAUAUUUACUCGUAAAUAUCAUAUUUAUCUAAAAAUUCAGACAUCGAUUAC